ACGCGUCCCGGCGUUUCUCUCAAGUCUCUGGGGGGCCUUCUGCUCACAUGUACGUCUCCUUGAUCCUACGUGAUAAAAUGUCCCUUUUCUCAGCAUGGCUCAAAGUUAUCUUCAUCACCGCCUUGAUAUGUCCUCUUUACUCCGAAACUCUUCUUACACCACAAAGACGCAGUCGCAGAGACGACCUGGACUGUGAUGUAUUCAGAGAUCAACUAUAUAUAUGCACCAAGGAAUUGCGUCCACUCUGCGGAACAAAUGGGAAAACGUACCCCAAUAGAUGCAUUUUCUGCAGUGCCAUGUUAGAAAGUAACGAAGGCUUUGGAUUGGAGCAUCAUGGGCCGUGCCACUCUGCCUGAGCUGCACGCUCCGCGGCUUUCGUGCCGAUCCUGUUUUGCAGAGGAUUCUACGGCCAAUCCGAGACUUUUCCAUCAGGGCGUCCAAUUCCUAGGGGACUGGACAAAGCCUUCUGUUCGACACAAGAUGGAAUAUGGAGUGUUGAAAAUUGUCUCUCAGCUCUAAGAACUUAGACUGAUUUUCAUUCUCUGUUUGAUUA
Messenger RNA from Eptesicus fuscus (big brown bat), 553 nucleotides. Its product is annotated as sperm-associated acrosin inhibitor-like. Bases 48 to 356 code for a protein of 102 amino acids. The transcript is spliced from 5 exons. The record is from RefSeq and is a predicted model, not a curated record. Gene Ontology annotation, molecular function: protein binding. Lineage: Eukaryota; Metazoa; Chordata; Mammalia; Chiroptera; Vespertilionidae.